AUGGGUACUGGGAACUGCACUGUGUUUACAGAAUUCAUGCUCUCAGGACUUUCCAGCAGGCAGGAUGUACAAUGUGGACUCUUUGUGCUUUUUCUGCUAGUCUAUGGCAUCACCGUCAUUGCCAACGUAGGGAUGAUCCUGUUGAUCAGGGUAGACUCCAGACUCCACACACCCAUGUACUUCUUCCUGAGCAAUCUGUCUUUCUGUGAUCUCUGCUCUUCCACCAGUGUCUCCAUCAAGAUGCUUGCUGAUUUCUUCUCUGAGCACAAAAAGAUUUCAUAUCCACUAUGUGCUAUCCAGAUGUAUUUCUGGGGAUCCUUCACAGAUACAGAAUGCCUCAUGUUGGCUGUCAUGGCUUAUGACCGCUACGUAGCUAUUUGCAACCCACUGCUUUAUACAGUUGUCGUGUCCAGGAGAAUCUGUACCCAACUAGUAAGUGUAGCCUACAUGACUGGUUUUGUGGAUACAGCAAUCCACACUUGUCUUAUCUUUCAAUUAUCUUUCUGCAGUUCUAAUGUCAUCAACCACUUCUUCUGUGACAUUCCACCUUUGUUAGCUCUCUCCUCCUCAGACACAACAAUUAAUGAACUACUGUUAUUAACUCUGGCUAGCAUUAUCCUGGCAUGCAGCAUCUUCCCCAUCCUCCUCUCCUACAGCUGCAUCCUUACUACCAUCCUCAGGAUGAAGUCAGCUGAGGGGAGACGCAAGGCCUUCUCUACCUGUGCCUCCCACCUAACUGCCGUGGUCAUAUUUGUGGGCACACUCGUCUACAUGUAUUUCAAACCCAGCUCAAGUGACUCCAUGGAACAGGACAAAAUGGCCUCUGUUUUCUACUCAAUCGUCAUCCCUAUGUUAAACCCACUGAUCUACAGCCUAAGGAAUAAAGAUGUGAAAGACGCCCUGAAGAAGCAAUCAGCACUGGUUAAACCACGAUGA
Molecule: messenger RNA, 936 nt
Organism: Erinaceus europaeus (western European hedgehog)
Lineage: Eukaryota; Metazoa; Chordata; Mammalia; Eulipotyphla; Erinaceidae
Product: olfactory receptor 5AP2-like
Exons: 1
Coding region: 1-936 (311 amino acids)
Biological process (GO): G protein-coupled receptor signaling pathway; sensory perception of smell
Cellular component (GO): membrane
Molecular function (GO): odorant binding; G protein-coupled receptor activity; olfactory receptor activity
Source: RefSeq, a predicted model, not a curated record